This is a messenger RNA of Penicillium cosmopolitanum, 381 nucleotides long. RefSeq names its product coiled-coil-helix-coiled-coil-helix domain-containing protein. The transcript has 4 exons. The record is from RefSeq and is a predicted model, not a curated record. Bases 1 to 381 code for a protein of 126 amino acids. Gene Ontology annotation, biological process: mitochondrial respiratory chain complex IV assembly. Gene Ontology annotation, cellular component: mitochondrial intermembrane space. Lineage: Eukaryota; Fungi; Ascomycota; Eurotiomycetes; Eurotiales; Aspergillaceae.
AUGAGUUUCGGAGCCCCCGGAGGUGGUUCGGUCAAUUACAAGCCUACCCCGCCUGAGCGCGGUAGCUUUCCUCUUGAUCACGAAGUCCCCUACACGUCGUCCCACCACGCCGAAGACGGACCAUGGCUAAUAUACCACUCGAUUGAUAUAGGAGAAUGCAAGCAUAUCAUUUCCGGAUACUUGAAAUGCAUCAAAUCAAACCGGGGCACCAAUGACGAAGCAUGCCGGAAGCUGGCUAAGCAAUACCUCACCUGCCGGAUGGACAAGAAUUUGAUGGCGCCGGACAAUUUUGAGAAUCUCGGGCUGAUCUUCAAGGAAGAUCAAAAGAAGAGCAGCGCCCCAGAAACGCAAUCAGCACAAGGGACGGAGAAUAAAAAUUGA